GUCUCUGCAGGGUGCUCAUUACUAGAUGCCUUUUCUUAGAACUUCAGGUCUUAAGUGAUUCCCCAAAAUGUUUGCAAAAGCAACAAAGAAUUUUGUGAGAGAAACUGACAGCGGAGGUGACUUGAUCGCUGUGUCCCACUUGAAUGCUUCAGACAAGCUGCAGCUUCUGAGCUUAGUUACAAAAAGGAAGAAAUUCUGGUGCUGGCAGAAGCCCAAGUAUCAUUUCUUGACAGUCACCCUGAAUGAUGUGCUUACUGAAGACAAACCGAUAAAACCAGUAAUUGUGGAGUCUGACUUUGCAAAAUAUACUGGGAAGUUUGAAGAUUUUGUUCAAGGAAGUAUUGAAGCAUCAUUUGGAAAGGUCAGCUUGGGAGCUGGAGGGAAGGGCUAUGUGGAAAACCAGUCCUCAUUUGGAAACCUGAGGAAGCAGGAGAUUGACUUGCAGCAGCUUAUGAAAGACGUCAAGGAUAGAACAAUAAAUCUAAACAGUAGUUUACUGCAGAAAGUAAUAGAAAGAAAACGUGAAGUGCUGUGCAUCUUGAGAGAAAAGAUAAUAACAACUCAGAAGUGUAUGAUAUGUGAACAUACCCAGACAGAAGAAAAAAUCCGCGGAGUGAUGGGAUGCAGUACAAAAAUAGUAAAGGUUUCGGUGAGUGAAAAUGGAAGUAUGAUGAAGGAUUCUAGUGUGAUCCUUGAAAUUCCUCCUGCGACCACUAUUGCCUAUGGUGUAAUUGAACUGUUUAUAAAGCACAGUGGCCAGUUUGAGUUCUGUCUGCUAGAUGAACAGCAAGGAGGUUUUGAAAAGGAAAGCACAGAAGGCUCAGCUUCUCCCCACUCAGCACUAUUCAGAGAUGCUUCAUUUCUGUAUCAGCCAGAUGCUGUUGAUCAUGAGAUGUUCUCUGGGUCUAAAAACCUCAUUCCCAGUGAUGCUUCUUUAAGUGUAUUGAAACAAGAUCUGAGACAGCUGAAGACUCAGUUCCAGCCCUUUGUGAAGCUGACAGAAGACAGGCAAAGAACUUUAUAUAAAACCAUUUGUGAACUCUUGCUCCAUGAAGAAAUGCUAACUACCCUGGAGGACGUGUUAGAUGAUAUCCGCACAGGAGACAAGCCAGAUCUGAAGGAGUUAAAACCUGAUGAACUUGCAGUCCUUGCUGACAUCUUGAAGCUCUUAGGCUGCAGUUUACAGGAUGAGCUGUUACAGAAGUACCAGCCUCAGGAUGAAGAACUCUUCUCAGCUGCUCACCUCCUCAUCAGUGCCAUCUCGGAGCUGUCUGAUUACACUCUUGUCCUGCUGCGAGACUGCUGUGAUCUUCACCUUGUUCCUGCAUUGUGUUGCUUGCCUAACAUCACUUCAGCCAAUGGCACUUUGACACUGAGCAGUCCUUUGGUGGCUCCUCUCACUGACAGAGGAAGAUUUGAUGUCGUGCAAAGGCUGUUUGCAUCAUCAAACAUUAAGUUGGAAAUGACAGAGUCUUCUGUAAAAGCUGUAACUAUGAAAGAACCGAGAUUUUACCCACUUGUUCUUUAUGUUGCACUGCAUGGAUUUUAUGCUUUAGGUGGGAAUGUAUAG
This is a messenger RNA of Chaetura pelagica (chimney swift), 1570 nucleotides long. It is a transcript of the gene GSDME, whose product is annotated as deafness, autosomal dominant 5. Gene Ontology annotation, biological process: programmed cell death. NCBI's taxonomy places the organism in Eukaryota, Metazoa, Chordata, Aves, Apodiformes, Apodidae. The transcript is spliced from 10 exons. The record is from RefSeq and is a predicted model, not a curated record. Gene Ontology annotation, cellular component: cytoplasm. Bases 68 to 1570 code for a protein of 500 amino acids.